UUCAUGAAAAUCAAAAUAAUACUAUGUAAUAGUUGAAAUUCUACAUUCAUACAUAUAUUGGUAAAAGUACACCAAUUAUGAGUAAGAGAAAAAAUACUACUUCCAGUAUACCUUCAAAAACACCAAAACAUUGGUCUUUAGGACUCAUUGCAUCGAUGAAAGACCCUAAAUCAAUUAUAAAAAAUACAGAAAAAGUUGUUGUUAUAAAAGAUAAGUAUCCAAAAGCUAAAGUACAUUACCUUGUAUUACCUCAUGAAGAAAUCAAUAGCAUUUACAAAUUAAAUAAAUCACACAUCAGUUUACUUGAAGAAUUUGGUAACAUUUUUAAAGAAUUAAAGGAAGAAAAUGAAUCUGAACUUAGAGCUGGUUUUCACGCAAUACCUAGUAUGCAGAGAAUGCACAUGCAUGUUAUUAGCACAGACAUGAUAUCCACAUCCCUCAAAACAAAAAUACAUUGGAAUAGUUUCUGUACAAAGUUUUUUAUUCCCUACGAUGAAUUACUUCAAGAACUAAAAGACAUUGGUAACAUAAGGAAGAUUCCUUCAGAAUUGCAUACUUCACUAAUGAAAACUCCACUGCAAUGCAAUCAAUGUUCAUUCAAACCAAAAAACAUGCCUGAAUUAAAAGAUCAUUUAUUAAAACAUCAACUUUUAUAAGAUCUUAUUUAUGAUUUACAA
Bombyx mandarina (wild silkworm) is the source of this 677-nucleotide messenger RNA. It is a transcript of the gene Aptx, whose product is annotated as aprataxin. Gene Ontology annotation, cellular component: nucleus. Gene Ontology annotation, molecular function: double-stranded RNA binding; single-strand break-containing DNA binding; single-stranded DNA binding. Gene Ontology annotation, biological process: single strand break repair. The record is from RefSeq and is a predicted model, not a curated record. Lineage: Eukaryota; Metazoa; Arthropoda; Insecta; Lepidoptera; Bombycidae.